AAACAGGAGGUUAUUCAAAAGUCCAGUUUUUUUUGCUCUCUCUCUCUCUCUCGUGUUGUGAGCGAAGAUGAUGCCACAAAUCCGAUGAAACACCCGCACUGAUGAAUUCCCACAGCAUGCGGACACCCCUUGUCUCGUCGCUAGUUUCAAAUGGUAUCAUAUUUGCUUAAGUUGAUGGUUGUCUUGAAUUGAAGAUGACUAAUUUGAGGGUUGCUAAAGGAAUGCAAAGCUACAUGUAAGGCAUCCUCUGUUAGAGUUUCUUCACCUUUUGACCGUCAUACACAGAUGAAUAAUCCCGGUAUCAUCGGUCAAUGGCUUUCUGUCCUUAGCAUUACACUGGAGAAAUUGAGCAUACACCUCUGAAAAGUCCACUAUGUCGUCCACUUUCUGGAAGGUCUGGCAAAGAAAUGCAAUUAAGCAAGUGCUCAAAAUUUGAGGAGGAAUUGUUUGUUCGCGUUUACUUGCCUCACUUCCGCUCUUCUCCCCUCCUUCGGAUGCAAAUUGAAAUGCAUUUUCCGUCUGUCAAAUUGACAUGGUGAGAAUCAGGAGUUCAUGGUCUCCCUAACCUCUUUAUCCACUCAUCCAGUUAUUCAACUUCUAGAUAAAUGUAUUACCUUGAGGGCCUUCAAGCAAGUUCAUGCACAAGCCAUAACAACUGGUCUGGCAGUCCACACAUACCCUCUCAGCCGUAUCCUUCUCAUAUCGUCAGCUCUAUCCUUAAGUUAUGCGCUCUCCAUAUUUAAUCAAAUUCCGAAUCCAACAAUCUUCUUAUUUAACACACUCAUCUCUUCAAUAAUCAACCACAAGCAUCACACUCACAUAGCCUUCUCUCUCUACAACCAUAUUCUCAGUCACAAGACGCUUGUACCAAAUAGCUUUACUUAUCCAUCUCUGUUUAAGGCCUGUGGAUCUUCUGAGUGGGCAGAGCAUGGUCGAGCCUUACACACCCAUGUCUUGAAGUUCCUUGAGCCACCUUAUGAUCACUUUGUACAGUCUUCCUUGCUCGUUUUUUAUGCCAAACUAGGGCAGGUGGGUACCUCUAGACAUCUGUUUAAUGAGAUCAGCAAUCCAGAUUUAGCUUCCUGGAACUCUGUCUUAACUGCUUAUGCACGUAAUAAUGGUUCCACCUGUGCUGGAGUCCUAACUGAUGGGGAUGCUACCUUGUCCUUAGAAUGCUUCAAUUUGUUUAGAGAACUGCAAGGCUCCAAUAUAAGGCCUAACGAAGUUACCCUUGUGGCUGUCAUUAGUGCUUGUGCUAAUUUGGGUGCUCUAGCUCAAGGUGUCUGGGUGCAUGCAUAUCUUAGGAAGCACAGUCUUCAGUUGAAUCUCUUUGUAGCGACGGCCCUCGUAGAUAUGUACUCCAAGUGCGGAUGUUUGGAUUUAGCUUAUCAAUUGUUCAUUCUAUUGCCUCAAAGGGAUGUAUUCUGCCACAAUGCGAUGAUUGGCGGAUUUGGAACCCACGGUUUCGGGCAUCAGGCGCUUGACUUGUUCAACAAAAUUAAAGUUGAGGGCUUAAAUCCUGAUGAUGUGACUUUCGUAGUUACAAUAUCUGCUUGCUCACAUGUUGGAUUGGUAGAAGAAGGUCGGACAGUUUUCAAUUCUAUGAAAGAGAUUUUCAAGAUCGAGCCCAAACUUGAGCAUUAUAGUUGCUUAGUUGAUCUUCUUGGUCGAGUUGGGCAAAUGGUGGAGGCUGAAGAAAUAGUUAGGGACAUGCCCAUGAAGCCAAACGCUGUUGUUUGGAGAUCCUUACUCGGGGCAGCUAAAGUUCAUGGCAAUUUGGAGAUGGGAGAAGUUGCACUCAAGAAGUUAUUGCAGUUAGAACCCGAGAUUAGCGGGAACUAUGUCCUCUUGUCUAAUCUGUAUGCUAGGAUGAACAGAUGGGACGAUGUUAAUAAGGUAAGGAGACUCAUGAAAGAUCAUACUGUCGACAAAGUACCCGGUAGCAGCUUGGUGGAGAUUGACGGUGCCAUGCACGAGUUCCUUACUGGUGACCGAACGCACCCACGGAUAGAGGAGGUUCAUUCCAAGCUUGACGAUAUAAAUAGAGCAUUACGAGCUUAUGGUCAUAAGCCAAUUAUCGGAGACGUGCUAUUCGACAUAGAGGAGGAGGAGAAGGAAGACGCGUUGUCUUACCAUAGCGAGCGGCUCGCGAUCGCUUUUGCUCUGAUCACGUCCGAUCCUUGUGUUCCUAUCCGGGUCAUAAAGAACCUCCGGGUCUGUAGCGACUGCCACUCGAGUACCAAGCUUAUUUCGCUGAUAUAUGGCAGAGAAAUUAUAGUUAGAGACAGAACUCGCUUCCAUCACUUUAGGUACGGGACUUGCUCUUGCUCGGAUUAUUGGUAAAGCAAUUUGAUCGUGUGAUUAAUUGUUGUAUGCAGGAAAGCAAGAGACGAUUUUCUUCGCAAUUCCAUCGUAGUUUGAUGUGCAAA
Molecule: messenger RNA, 2429 nt
Organism: Syzygium oleosum
Lineage: Eukaryota; Viridiplantae; Streptophyta; Magnoliopsida; Myrtales; Myrtaceae
Product: pentatricopeptide repeat-containing protein At5g43790
Exons: 3
Coding region: 553-2343 (596 amino acids)
Biological process (GO): RNA modification
Molecular function (GO): zinc ion binding; protein binding; RNA binding
Source: RefSeq, a predicted model, not a curated record